Meloidogyne enterolobii is the source of this 2145-nucleotide messenger RNA. The record is from the annotation of a GenBank genome assembly. NCBI's taxonomy places the organism in Eukaryota, Metazoa, Nematoda, Chromadorea, Rhabditida, Meloidogynidae.
AAUUUAAUUUGUGAACAUCAAAUACUUCCUGGCAGCAUUUUCCGUUCUUUACUUCAAAGAAUACGCAGAAAACGAACGCCAACAAAAGAGCAGCAACAAGAAUCUACAACAAUAAUUCCAUCGAUUUCAUCAACUAGAGAAGAUAUAUUAGCAGAAAAUGGAGAAUCUCCACACAAAAAACUAAAAGAAAAAAGAAUUAAAGAGGAAAUAUUAAUGAGUGAAUUAAGGCCUUCAAAUUUAGAAAUGGCUACGUGUCCGUUACUUUUUGGAGAAGAAAAAUAUUGUUGUAAAAAUAAUGAAGAUGAGGAUGAAAAUGAAGAAAAGACCAAAUUGUUUAUUAUAUUAAAAUUUAUGGCUUCAAGUGAGGAUGAGCAACGGCAAAAGUGCCGCGAUAUGAAAAACAAUGUUGCUGUCGCAGUGAGAAUUCGACCACAAAAUGCAAGGGAAAUGGCUGCAAAAGAGAAGAUUUGUGUAUUUAUUUCUCAAGACGAACCACAAAUCACAAUUGGACGGGAUAAAUCCUUCACUUAUGAUUUUGUUUUCUCUGACCAGUCAACCCAAGAAGGCGUUUACAAUAAAUGUAUUCAUAAUUUACUAGCUGGCGCUUUUGAUGGUUAUAAUGCGACUGUUUUGGCUUAUGGACAGACUGGAAGUGGCAAAACCUACACAAUGGGGACUUCUUUUGAUGUGAAUCAAUUCAAUUUGGAUACAAACAUUACUGCUGGAAUCAUCCCGCGGGCUGCUAGGCAUCUUUUUGAGGGAAUGGAGGAGAGAAAACUUGCUGCCAAGACAAAUGGUGCUGUUGAGCCAACUUUCGAAUUAAAUGUCCAAUUUAUUGAGCUUUAUAAUGAAGAAAUAAUUGAUUUGUUGUCCGAUGGUCGUUCUCGCAACACAAUCAGAAUUCAAGAGGAUCAUAUUCGAAAUGAAAUUGGUCUUAAAGGUGCUACUUGGAAGUCGGUAAAGACCGCAUUGGAUGUAAUGACUGCAUUAAAAGCUGGGUCUUUGAAUAGAACUACUGCUGCGACAAAUAUGAAUCAACAGUCAAGCCGUUCACAUGCAAUCUUCACUAUUAGAAUUAAGCAGAGCCGAGUUGAUGAUUCUCCUAAACAACAAACGGAACUGGAAGUUUUACAUGCGAAAUUCCAUUUUGUCGACUUGGCUGGCUCUGAGCGAUUAAAGAGAACUGGUGCAACUGGUGACCGUGCUAAGGAAGGAAUCAGCAUCAAUUCUGGACUGCUUGCUCUCGGGAACGUAAUCUCUGCUUUGGGUAGUGGAAAGGUCACCCAUGUUCCUUAUCGUGAUUCAAAACUCACUCGUUUGUUGCAAGACUCGCUUGGUGGGAACAGUCGAACGUUAAUGAUUGCAUGUGCCAGUCCCUGUGACGUUGAUUUUAUUGAAACGCUUAAUACAUUGAAUUAUGCGAAUCGGGCCAAAAACAUCAAAAACAAGAUUGUGGUUAAUCAGGACAAGUCUUCCAAAUUAAUAACUGAGCUCCGUACUCGUAUUGCUAUUCUUGAAUCUCAACUAUUGGAAUAUCAAUCAAACAAGUCUUUUAAAGUAAUAACCGAGCUCCGUGAUCGUGUCGCCUUUCUUGAAUCUCAACUAUUGGAAUAUCAACAGGGCAAGCGCUUAUUAAAUGGAGACGAGGAGGCGUUGCUUAAUGACCAAUAUACGGAUAAACUCUUGUAUGGAUCUCCUUAUGUUCAUCAACCACAAUCAUCUAAUCCUACCGAAAGUUUAAUAAAUCAGGCGAAGGAAGAAAUUGAAAUGGAAAAAAAGGCGUUGAAUGAGGCUGAAGCUAAAUGUUUUAACCAAUUCGAUGAAGAACAAAACGUUUUGGAUGUAGUUUGCGAAGAAGAGAAUAGUGACGAUGAUGAUGAAGAGGAUGAGGAGGUUGAUCCGGCAGAAAAACAAAGUUUAGAGCGUCUUGAUCAAAUUCACUCUGAUUUGGCUAAACUUCACGAAGACAUUGGCAUCAAAGAACGCCUUGUAGCCGAGCUAGAAUUGAAUCAACGUCGUUUGGAGGAACAGCGGAGGGAUUAUGAACAAAAGAUGGAAGAACUUUGCAAGAAAAUUCAGUCUACAGAGGCGGAACGUGACAAUGUUCUUGAACAGAUGACAGCGAAGAAACAGACCAAACAAUAG